This is a messenger RNA of Odontomachus brunneus, 3753 nucleotides long. Its product is annotated as UDP-glucuronosyltransferase 2A3-like. Bases 336 to 1658 code for a protein of 440 amino acids. The record is from RefSeq and is a predicted model, not a curated record. Lineage: Eukaryota; Metazoa; Arthropoda; Insecta; Hymenoptera; Formicidae. Gene Ontology annotation, molecular function: UDP-glycosyltransferase activity. The transcript has 6 exons.
AAAAUCAACAGCAGAUUCUGCUGCGCUGUAUGCUGUACAUCGUCAGUUUGGUGUAUUGUGCCGUUGAGUUCGGAGCGUUAGAAUUAUAGCACUUGUGCGUCAGUCAGAUUGGAUGUGCAUAAUAUACAUAGGCAUCGCGGUCCUUCAGAAGCCAACAGAUGCAGCUAGGAGCGUAACUCCUCCGGAAUUGAAUAGUUACAGUGUGCACGUACACACAUACACAAAAAUACACACACCGCGUGUAGUAAGAGAUUACGUAAGGUGUGCUAAGGAUCCUUAUCUCGAAUGUAAGAUUUGUUGAAACACGGGGAAGCGAUUGAUCUGUUUAAGUCAAUAUGAAGGUACUGUCAAUUCUUCUCGUGAUCUUGGUGACCUGCGACCAAAUUGCCAAUGGAUACCGGAUUCUUGGUUUAUUCCCGCUUCAUGGCCCGAGUCAUUGGGUCAUGAUGCAACCUCUGAUGAAAGGAUUGGCGCAACGUGGUCAUCAGGUGGACGUGGUAUCGCACUUCCCGCAGAAGAAGUCGAUACCGAAUUACACGGAUAUCAGUAUAUUAGGCAGUAUGCACGCUACUCGGAAUAAUAUCUCCGCGGCGGAGGCCAGUACAUUCAGCGGUUUCUCCAUGGCGCACUUGACCGACAUGGCCGGAACUCAGAUUUGCGAAUUGCUGAGCCAUCCGGCAAUACAAAAUCUGAUCAAGAAUCCGCCGCAGGAUCCUCCCUACGAUAUUCUUAUUACAGAGGUGUUCAUGGCACCGUGUUUCUUGGCCUUCGGCCGUCAUCUCAAAAUCCCGAUAGUCGCCACAGUAACCAGCGUCUUCCAUGACUGGCUCAACGAGUUGUCCGGCAAUGUGGCCAAUCCCAGCUUCAUCCCGGGCCUCUUCUCCACGUACGGGCAACACAUGAACUUCGAGGAGCGUCUGCUCAACUUUCUGAUGUCACACAUGAUCUCCGCACAGAUCCACUACUACACGAGCUUCCAGGUGGAAUACGUGAAGAAGCAUUUCGGUAUCAAAGACGCAUCCAUCAUGGACCUGUACGGCGACAUAUCCUUGUACUUGGUCAACUCACAUCCCGCGUUGCACGGAAUCAGACCGUACACCUCCGCUAUAGUCGAGGUGGGCGGUUUGCACGUCAAGGAUGACGUUGAUCCACUGUCGCCGGAAGUGCAAAAAUGGCUAGACGAGAGCACGAACGGCUGCGUGUACUUCACGUUCGGUUCUAUGGUGAGGAUCGAAACUUUCCCUAAGGAAUUGAUAGAAGCAUUCUACAUGUCGUUCAAAAAGAUCGCGCCAGUUCGCGUGCUGAUGAAGGUCGCGAAAAAAGAAGACCUACUGCCAGGAUUACCGAGCAACGUCAUGACACAAUCUUGGUUCCCACAAAUCGCCGUCCUCAAACACAAAAACGUACGAGCUUUCAUCACGCACGGCGGACUAAUGGGAACGCAGGAGGCGAUCAAUUACGAAGUCCCUAUGAUCGGCAUCCCUCUGUUUGGCGAUCAGAGUGUUAACAUAAAGUCCUACGUGAAGAAGAAGGUGGCUAUUUCACUGAACUCGAUAAAAAAUGUCACCGAGGAGAAAUUAACGUCGGCGCUGAAUAGCAUUCUGAACGAUCCUACUUAUCGCGAAAACGUAAGCGUCACACCGUCAUCCUGUUGCUAAUCGUGGCGUGUUUAAUGGAGAUUAAUGAAAUCAUAACAUUGAUUGUGUCGUGACCGCAAACACACAGAAUGUGCUACAUAUAGAAUCUCAUCAGACAGAGGCAGAUAGUUUCAGACAGUCGACAUUCCAAUAUUUUUGUAUGCAAGUAGUUACUCUCUCAGAAAUCAUCAUAAUGCGAUAACGUUGUAUAAGAGGAAAUUGGUCGUAGUUGUGCAAAAAUAAUCCAACUCAUAUAAAGUACGUCUCGAGAAAAAUAAAGAUGAAAAUUUGACGCAUGAUUUAACUCUUUACUUUCCAUUUGAAUCACAAUCCAGUUUUCUCGUUAUUUAUCUCCAAUAUGAAAGUUGUUCCUGUCUUGAUCGACGUGACGUGAAAGUUACAAUAUGACUGUCUUUUUUUAGUAUGUUUGCAGCGACAGGAACUACUCAACAUAACCUCAAAGUCACAAAUCUAUUUUGGGAAAAUAAAAAAUUAGGAAAGUAAAAUUUCACUUUAUAUAUGUUGAGUACUUUAGUUUUAAACAUUCUAAGUACAAGAAAAAUUUGUUAAACAUAAGAAAUUAAUUUGAGCAGUAGAGGGUUAAAAAGAUAGAUGGCACUCUCUGAGGUCCUUUGCAGUCGUUCAAAAAGUCAAGUAUGGUUCAAUUUUUAAUAAGUUCAAUUUUCUUCCCUAUCAGAUAUUCGUUAAAAAGACGCAACAAGUACAAAAUGUUGCAACUAGUAGAAGAUGAAGUUUUCAAUUAAUUUUAGACGCCCAUAAAGCUUGAGUCUUUUUUGUUUCAUGUAGAAAGAUGUAGGGACUAUCUAUUGACAAAAAAACAAAACCUCAAAAAUCAUAAUUUUAUGAGUUGAAUCAUUUUGCAUAACUAUGACCAAUUAUGUCUUUUUGCUAUAUUCUUUUUUACUUUCUUCCGUCUAUCCCCAUUGCAUUCUCACUUAUCAUCCGUUAUUUACACGUAUAUUUUUCGAUUUUACUCUAAUUUGUUUGACUCGUUUAACCUCAUGGUCGUAAAUUUAUUUCCAUCGGCGAAUAGAAUAACUUUGUUUAGCGAGAGCAACGCGACUCCGCCUGGAUGUAAGUUAAUGCAGUAAAGUUGUACAACCAGCGGCCACAUGUUAAAAGGACUUCAAAAGCCUCGAGGCUCGCUGCUUUAAAUCUUAUUAGCCCGCCCGCGGUAUCGAUCCGCCACCGGUUGCACCGUUACAUAUCGCGGAACAAACAGAGCGUGCUCGCCAUUGAGUCUUGCUUAACUCCCGAAUAACGCAUAUCGCGGAUCAACUCUAGUCAAUCGGUAUGUACUUUAAAUUCCACAGAUCGUUUUUUCAUCUACGUGAAAUCCACGUGGAGCGCAUGUUCCACGAAUAAGAGCGCGGGAAUAAAGGAGGAAACACUUUAUCUUCGCGGCACGAGAGUAGAGGAAGAGAAAUACAAAAUCUAGUGGAACGUUUGACGCGCUUUUCAGCGCGAGUAGAUACCGAGAUGCCGCUUGGCAUUGGACAGACCGUAGCCUUGGUAACGCUGGUGAAAACACGUUGUCGAUCGUGUGCUCUCUUGCUUUCGACACUAAACGGUCUGGUAUUUCGCGAAGGAGCGCAUUCGAUUGAAACGGGAUCGAGGAAAUUGCGUUCUCAAUUUUUUUUUUUUGUCCGUUAUUUUCUCAACCAAGUCUUCAAGACUUUCACCUUCAUUUUAUGAUUCGCUGCCGGCCAUCCCAUGUGCACACAGAAAAAUGCAUAUUGCAUUCAAGUAAACGUUAUAUCAAGUAUGUUUGUUUUAAAGUUAAUGUUUCUUCUAAUAGGCUCUUCUAAAAUUCAUUAUGAGUAUAUUUUGAGACUAUUAUAAAAAAAGUAUAUUUUGUUGAAGAUAACUAUUAUUUGAGGGAAAAGAAACCAAAUUGACUGGUCGUUUUUCCCCACCCAGCAAGAAUGACGUUUUUCUGUUUGCAGACAAAUUCGGCAUGUACGAAGUAACGAUUGCAUUCGUUAAUCAAGGAAUGUUAUUGUGUCACCGUUAAUUAUUUGUAACGGAUACAAAAAAAAAAACAAUUGCUGUCACGAUUCAGUUAUCGAAAACGUUGCUGAAAAAAAAAAAAAAA